AUGUCGAAUUCGAAUUUUACCAAUAUGUCGAAACAACAAUAUAGUAUUUGCCCCACCAACGGUCGUCAAACCGUUGGAGAUGGGGCUUUCACAACCGACAUGACUCCUAGCGUGAUUGCAGUCUGCCACAUGGAGGGCACAAACUCCAUGUACUACUACUCUACUACGUUCUCUGGAGGGCCCGGGGUAAGUCUUGGCGGUUUUGACACCCCUACCACAAAAUGCCCUCCUGACCGAGGGUCGCCAGACUGGGUGACAGACAGUCUGGCGCCAUCUACUCUUCCCGCCCUCUCCUCCUCUCCCACUUCCUCCUUCGCCUCUUACAACGACUCUUCCGACUCCACGCUAUCGUCAAUCGGUCCCCAUAUUCAUCCCAGUCUCCAAACGAGUUUCGUCGCGCCUCCCUUCGACUACCCCCCGACUCCACCUCCGGAGGAGGCGUCUCUCGGUUCUUCCCCGGAGUUCUCGCAUGCCGCGCUUCCCAAUGUCAGUGCUCCCCGUGUGAUCCCUCAGGCCCACCCGCAAGUGCGUCGCACGAGUUCGGUCGCAGCGACGGGACUGGCUACCCCUCCCUUGACUCCGGACAAUAGAUCGGAGGCCGGUGUUGGGAGCCUUUCCGCUCUCGGCGCUAAGCAAUCUGCAUUCCUUUCCGUGCUCUUCCCUCGGAAUGCCCUCGGAGCCGCUCAACACGCAAAAAGCGUGUCGAUCGCAACGCCUGGCACCGGUGCCACGUUCGAAGGCGUCGUGCUUUCACUGCCCGGCAAGCCGAAGACGUUCUAUGUUGACGGCAAGUACGCGGCCACCGUAAAUCUUCGUGAAAGCAUUGUCGCCUUGUUGGACCUCGCCGACGAGCAGCUCGGAUGCAAUGCUCUCGUAAUCGUCCUCGAACGCUCCUCGCCCGCCCUAGGCGAUCUUCUCCACUCUCUCAUGUACGUGGGCGGUCAGGUGGUCACAAAGCCUCCGUUCCCCACCGAUCCCGCGUAUGUGCUGGUGGGUAUGGAGAUUUAA
Messenger RNA from Dichomitus squalens LYAD-421 SS1, 1008 nucleotides. RefSeq lists its product as uncharacterized. Gene Ontology annotation, cellular component: cytoplasm; nucleus. The record is from RefSeq and is a predicted model, not a curated record. Gene Ontology annotation, biological process: positive regulation of protein catabolic process. Gene Ontology annotation, molecular function: ornithine decarboxylase inhibitor activity. NCBI's taxonomy places the organism in Eukaryota, Fungi, Basidiomycota, Agaricomycetes, Polyporales, Polyporaceae. Bases 1 to 1008 code for a protein of 335 amino acids. The transcript is spliced from 4 exons.